AUGGCGCACGGGGGGCUGCAGGUGCUGGGGCUGGUGCUGUCACUGGCGGGGUGGGGGGCGUUGGUGGCGGCCGCAGUGCUGCCGCAGUGGCAGAUGUCCUCCUUCGCUGGGGACACGAUCAUCACGGCGGUGGUCACCUACCAGGGGCUGUGGAUGAGCUGUGCCAGCCAGAGCACCGGCCAGCUCCAGUGCAAGAGCUACGACUCCAUCCUCGCCCUGCCCGGGUACAUCCAGGUGACGCGGGCGCUGAUGGUGGUGGCGGGGGUGCUGGGCCCCCUGGCCAUGGGGGUGGCGGUGAUGGGGAUGAAGUGCACCCGCUGCGGAGGGGACGACCCCCGGCGCAAGGCCGGCAUGGCGGCUGCCGGCGGCGGCCUCUUCCUCCUGUCCGGGCUGGCAGGGCUGAUCGCCUGCUCCUGGUACGGCCACCGCAUCGUCACCAACUUCUACGACCCCACGGUCCCUGUCAACUUCAAGUUCGAGUUCGGCGCCGCCAUCUUCGUGGGCUGGGGGGGGGCUGCCCUGGCCCUGCUGGGGGGGGCCAUGCUGGCCUGCUCCUGCCCCCGGCGUGGGGGGCACGGCCGGGCCUACCCCCGCAGCAAGGCCGCCAGCCCCCAGCCCCCCAGCAACCGCGAGUACGUCUGAGGGGUCUCCAUGCUGGGCCCC
Molecule: messenger RNA, 663 nt
Organism: Harpia harpyja (harpy eagle)
Lineage: Eukaryota; Metazoa; Chordata; Aves; Accipitriformes; Accipitridae
Gene: CLDN7
Product: claudin 7
Exons: 4
Coding region: 1-642 (213 amino acids)
Biological process (GO): bicellular tight junction assembly; cell adhesion
Cellular component (GO): bicellular tight junction; plasma membrane
Molecular function (GO): structural molecule activity
Source: RefSeq, a predicted model, not a curated record